AUGCUUUCCUCCACGCGAUUCACGGCUUCAAUGGCCCUCCGAGCCAAGCCUACGACUGCCCUCGUUCCGUUCCGAACAGCUGCCGCCGCCUUCACCACCAACUCUCGCCGCGAUGCGAGCGCCGUUCAGAGCCAUUCGGCCACCACAGGUUUAGGAAAGGUCCGCAGAGAGGUCCCGCUUCCCAGCGAGGCACCUGGAAAGGGUGCUCUGCAAUAUGCGCUUACCACACUUGAUGCUGUCACCAAUUGGGCUCGUCAGUCCUCCCUCUGGCCUAUGACCUUCGGUCUGGCCUGCUGUGCCGUCGAAAUGAUGCAUCUUUCCACCCCACGAUACGAUCAGGAUCGCCUCGGUAUCAUUUUCCGUGCUUCGCCUCGACAGUCUGAUGUCAUGAUUGUUGCCGGUACUCUUACGAACAAGAUGGCUCCUGCUCUUCGACAGGUUUACGAUCAGAUGCCUGAGCCCCGCUGGGUUAUUUCCAUGGGAUCUUGCGCCAACGGUGGUGGAUACUACCAUUACAGCUACGCUGUCGUACGAGGUUGUGACCGCGUAGUCCCCUGCGAUGUGUACGUGCCUGGAUGCCCUCCAACGAGUGAGGCAUUGAUGUACGGUAUUUUCCAGCUGCAAAGGAAGAUGAGGAACACUCGCAUCACCAGAGCCUGGCACCGAAAGUAA
This is a messenger RNA of Fusarium sp. VM40, 672 nucleotides long. NCBI's taxonomy places the organism in Eukaryota, Fungi, Ascomycota, Sordariomycetes, Hypocreales, Nectriaceae. The record is from the annotation of a GenBank genome assembly.